GCAGCCUCUCCGCCCCCAGACAGUGCACCUUGAAUGCAUGCCGCUGGUAGAGCGGGGCUGUUGAUUCCUCCGGCCUUGGCAGUAAUUGAAACACUGCGUCCUAGUUUGUGGCCAAUCAGCAGCUCAGUGCUGAGGAAUGAAUAAGGCAGCAAUGCGUAAACAAGCGCUGCGAAAGCUUCUCCGCCCCUCUCGGUAGCACAGCCGACUGUGCUAGUUCCGUAUUCGCUUUCCUAGUACACAUCCUCCUCCUUCAACACUUAAAAAAAAAAAAAAACAAAAAAAAGAAAACUACUCCGAUCUGUAGUAAGCGAUUGCCAACACAAACACUAUGACCAUGGCCUCCUCCUUCUCCUCCUGAAAGGGUAAGGUACAUAACAAGGCUUCAGAACAUCUUUGAUUACCUCAAAGUGAAGCAGAAACCCUAGCUUUUGGGAAACAUGAAGACUUACCUGAAGUUGCGGAGAUACAUGUUCAGGUUCAGCACUGCAUAGUAGCUCUACAGGCUCUUUGAGCACUCGGUCUCCUGUCGACGGAUUUGUGGUCCUGACAGGUCUUCUGGCAUUCAUGUGCCAAGAAAUGGCAACACAAAGAAAGCAUCCUGUCAGAGAUUUUAAUGAUUACAUCACUUGUCACGUCUGUUCAGGAUACCUUAUCAAGCCAACAACAGUGACCGAGUGUCUUCACACCUUUUGCAAGAGUUGCAUUGUACAGCACUUUGAAGAGAGCAACGAUUGUCCCAAGUGUGGCAUUCAAGUUCACGAGACAAAUCCACUAGAGAUGCUACGGCCUGAUAACACUUUAGAAGAAAUUAUUUUUAAGCUGGUGCCUGGAUUGCGAGAAAAAGAGGAACAACGAGAAACAGAAUUUUGGAAGAAACAUCGGCCGCUUGAAAAUGGUACAGAUGAUGGACCCAAAGUCAAGAAGACCAGGCUAACAGAUGAAGAAGAGGAGGAUGAGAACGGUGCGGACAAGGACUAUCACAGAAGUGACCCGCAGAUUGCAAUAUGCCUUGACUGCUUGCGCAAUAAUGGACAAUCUGGUGACAAUGUAGUAAAGGGUUUAAUGAAGAAAUUUAUCCGCUGCUCUGCACGAGUGACAGUUGGGACCAUAAAAAAAUUCCUAAGCUUGAAACUAAAACUUCCAAGUUCUUAUGAGUUGGAUGUGCUAUGCAAUGGAGAAAUUAUGGGGAAGGAUCACACCAUGGAAUUCAUCUACAUGACAAGAUGGAGGCUGCGAGGGGAAACUGUAGAAAGUGGGGCUCCCAGUGAAAAUACAGACACAGGAAGGACAUACACACUCCAUACAGAAUGCCGUCAGUCUUACCCAAUGGUGUUACAGUAUCGACCAAGAAUAGACUUCGGUUAAACCAAAGGGCCAGCAUCCCAUUAGGACGAAACCUGCACUAGCUGUAUACCCAUCGACAGUUUGCACAAUGAAUGGAUGUGCCUGGACUGGAAAUGAAACCAGAUUUACGGCAUGCAAAUAAAGAUCAUAUGUCUAUUUAAAUGUCAGAAUAUUUGUUUUCUUUAGAAUCUGCCUUGUGCCAUUCUACCAAACCACCUGCAUAUGAUUCUUUGUGCUGCCUAUGCUCAGAACUGCAGUCUGUAAGCUAAUUUAUGUGACAUUUUGCCAGGAAGUCCAAGUCUAUAGUAGGAUUGGUGGUGAUUGCUCUUUGUGGUAGUGUUACCUUGAGUUUUGGUCAUCCCAUUUAAGUCAUUAUUUAAGUUAUCAAAGUACUGUAGGAGAAGACUUAAGAAAUCACAUGGACAAAGUUUGUAAAAGAAUAUUUCAGAGUUAUAGACGAUACUGGAGAUGUAUUUUCUUGCUACUGUUAGUUCCAUUGAAUUUAAGUUGGGCUGAAAUAUUGUCCACAUGUGCCACAAAUUAUCAUUUUGUCAAGGGAUGCUUACUUUUUUUAAGGUAUUUGACCCUUAAUGUGUAGCAUGCAGUGUUUUUUAGCAGAAGUGGAAUCUUUUCAGGAGGAGCUGAAAAUGUGUUUAUGCUAGUUUGAUUUAAAACUGCAGGUCAGUUUGGGUCUGUCACUUUUCAGUUGUUGUGUUAUGCUGCAUUGUGGCACAAUAAAAGCCUGAUUCCCCUACCAGACAGUAGAGAUUUAAGCGACUUGAAGGUAUAACAAACUCAGGGUCUUGGGAUGAGGGGUAAGACAGACCCACUGCACUAGUCUUUUAUGUGGCAGUGCAGGUGGAAUUCAUCAUUUGUACAGUACUGAGCCCUGUAGGAAAUGUUGAAUGCCACUGCCAAAUGUGGGGCUUUGUGCAAGUUGUACAAAUUAGCCAGUACUUCCCCAAGUGGAGCUGUUGUGCCAAGAUAACCUUUGACUUGCACGUGUCUGUCUCAUCCGUAGGAGGUUCCUAAAGACAAGCAGUGUGCAUCUGUGGUUAUUUGGUGGUAGACACGUGGAUUGUCUGAUGGAAUAAAUUACACAAGAUAAGUAACCAUUGAGCAGUAAUGGCAUCCUUAAUGACAUCAUUAGUGACGCCAUUAGUGACAUCAUUCACUGCUUUGUGAAAUUUGGGAAUGUUUGGUGCACUUUCUGAACAAGAGGUUUUACUCUUUUUGUCUAGCUUAGCUCUGCCUUCCAAGUUCAGUGUUCACAUUUUUUUCUUUUAUUAAUUUGUAAGCCGGUUGAUUGUAUUGAUGGUACAUUUUUGAAUCACAUGCACCUUUUUGGACAGGGAGAAUGACUUUAGGACUGUGGUCAUGUCCUUAGUUGAAUUCCAGGUAAAGUUGCAGUAGUGAUCUCAGAUAGGUCUCCUGAUACAGUUCUGUAUUAAGCCUAGUUUGAAUUUUUAACACACUUGCAAGGGACUCUUGCUGCCUCCGCUGUAAUGAUGACCGUAAUGAUGAGCGAACUGCACAGAUUUAGUAACGUGAACUGUUGUGUAGGAAUGAACAUUUGUGGCUGUCUCUUUGUUGUCAAGCACUUAGCACACUGACGCAUCACUUACACUGAACUAGUAACAAAGACAGUCAGGUGCAUUUAACUUUUUAUUAUUUACUUGUGACAGUUAAAUCUUCAUCCCUUGUGCUUUGUUGUUCAAAUUAUUCAUGCACUCUGUUCAUUUUGUAAAUUGCUGAGCUUGUAAUCAUUUUAGCAACACAACCUGCUACAAACCGGUGGCCUGAUAUACAGGUUUGCAUGAUGGGCCCUUGGUGGAGUUCAUCUUCUUCAGCAGUCAUCUUUUGGCAAUGUAUCUUGGAAGAUCCCACUUUUUGAGAAGCGUACACUUUUAUUCUGCUCGCUGCUUUUUUUUUUUUUGCCAUUUCUACAUUUUGGAUCGGGAUCCUUACUUUUAUCACUGAAGUUUGCAUUUCCAUGCUUAAACAUAGUAUUUUUCUCUGUGUGUGGCCAUCAGAUUGCAAGCCAGAAUCCAUAUCAGCAUUGCUUUUGUUGGACGGGGAAGGCCACAAGAGGCAGAAAUUUAAUCCUAUUACUUGAAAUUUCCUUGGGGUGAAGCUUUCAGGCUACGUUGUGUCAAAAAUUGACAGCUGUCAACAGCUGUUUGUGCAAAGACAUUAAGAUGCCUCCCACACUCCAUCAAGUGCAGGGCUUGCCGUCAGCUAGCAAGACUCAAUCCUGUACCACUCCCCCACUUUUGGAGAAGAUGAGGGAACCUGGAAGAAACACACAGCCAUUUUCAUCUUAGUGGUUGUUUUCCAAGGCUGUUGCAUCACACUGCACUCACAAACACAGUUUGAUUGGCUGUGUUGCAUCACACUGCACUCACACAGUUUGACUGGCUGUGCUGCAUCACACUGCACUCACAAACACAGUUUGAUUGGCUGUGUUGCAUCACACUGCACUCACAAGCACAGUUUGAUUGGCUGUGUUGCAUCACACUGCACUCACAUCCACAGUUUGAUUGGCUGUGUUGCAUCACACUGCACUCACAAACACAGUUUGAUUGGCUGUGUUGCAUCACACUGCACUCACACAGUUUGAUUGGCUGUGUUGCAUCACGCUGCACUCACAAACACAGUUUGAUUGGCUGUAAUGUGGACCCCCACCAAUCUGUUCCUUUAGACUUUACCUUAUGUCAGCUGUCAUGGAGUAGCUUAAUGUAUCACGUGCUGCUUUUUACACGUUAUUAUUAUACACCACUUUCCUCUAUCCCAACAUGCGUUUCUCCUCCUCACUAUACCCCAAGUAAGCUUAUUCCAGCAGAUGGAGACAUAUAGGACUCCCUCAGCCUCUGAUCAGAAUACCGAGGACAUUAAGGCCAGGCCUCUUAGGCUAAAAAGUCCACUCCCUAUGAUACCUUCUCCUUUAAAGAGAUACUCAAGUUCACUACAGAAAAUUAGACUGACUUGCUUUGAGCCCCUCUUCCAUCCCCCACAAAUGUCUUGCAGAGUUUCAGGGGAAGAAGACUUGAAUCCUUGAGCGUUUCACUCCAUGGUGCUGGUUAUUAUCAAUGCUGCUUCUGUUCCUUUAGCCCCAAGGAAGGGACAUGGCAUGUACAAACCUGUCCCAUAGUGAGUGCAGCAAAUAAAUAAACAUCAUUGUGCUAAGUCCUGAAUGAACACGAGGCCACCAUACAUCUUAGCAACCGCAACAGUUUUGGACAGGUGUCCUCUGUCAUGUUGGAACUUGUGGCAAUUCAAGUUCCAGCCCUGCUUGCUUUAGGACUUUUUGAAUAAGCUUGCGGACCUUUCAGAGUCUGGACUGAAUUGGGACCUUAUUGAGACUCCAUUUAUAGUUUCUACAGGCGCUAUAAUUUGUCUGACUGUAACUUUGUGAGAAUGCCUUUGCUAGGAACACAGGCGCUGAUGAUUGUACCUGCUCAGGAUGUUAUGGCCAAGGCUUGCUUCCAUGUAGUGGGAACUCAAGAACUAGAUCUUUGAUGCCUGUCUCUUCUGUAGGCUUCUGUUUUAAAUGCCCACUCAGGACAUGGGUGAUGAGGAAACAGGACUAUUUUCCUCUGUGGAGGGUCUUUAUAAUUCCUUCCAAUUCCACAUCAAUCGUUUCUAAGCCUAGCCAUCUGUUAAAGAGGAAAAGGACUCCUCACUCUGGGGAAGUCCCUAAAAUGACCUCCUCCCUGCUUCUCAAGUGCCAGCAAAGUCUUCCAAGAAAAAGAAGAGGAAAUUGCUGGGUGCCCCACCACAGUUCUGAUGCUGGAUUGGAACUAUCUGUAGGAUAUGUGUUCCUCCAGAUCUUCCAUAGCUUGCAGAACCACAACAAGGGACCAGGUGGUUCAGGAUAUUGUCACCACAAGCAUAUUCUAGACCUCACUGGUUCCCCCCACCAGGAAGAGGUCCACUGGCAUACAAGCCCUUUUCCAUGGAAUUUUGGGAUAGGCCCCAACUCUGCUGCGUAGGGAGCUGUAGAGGCUUUCUGAUUUUUGGAAAAGAAUCACAGCUUUUAGUUCUACUUAUUCCUGGUCCCAUAGUGAAUAGAUGAGUUCUCACCUAUUUUUGACCUCAAAAAACUUCAAACACCACAUGUGUUAUGCACAUGUCUAGAUAUUUACCCUUUUCUGUCUGUCAGUGAAUGGAUGGUGGUGUGGCCAUGAAUGAAGAACCAUAAAAGGUUUGGCUUUCAGUGGGCAUCUUGUCCAGUGCAAUGUAUAACUAUUCAGAUUUUCUUAAGCACCCAGACAUUUCUUUUCACCAAGAUAUUGACUUUGGCACUAAAGCAUUUCAGAAAUAUUUCUCUGUGUUUUCUCAAUGAGUAGACUUUUUGUUAGAACCCAUUUCUAUGUCCUCCCUGGAAACACCUGUGCUAGGAGAACUUUCUUGAAUGCAGUUUAUAAUGAUCACAUAAAUUAAGGAAAGUUGUCUCUGACUCCUGCUCAGAGGAUUGCUUUUAUAGGCACAUAGCUGGUCAUUCUGCAGUGCUUGUCAUUCCUGCCCUUAGAAAGGGGCCAGGAGGUCAUGGCCUUGAGCAGCUGUGUGAAGACAGAGUGCAGGGAUCAGGCUUGUAUUGUGCUGCACCUUCUGGGUUUGGAGAUUGUCCUGAUCUUCAUACAUAAUAUGAUGCUGUGGUAGAUGGCUCCGAGGUGUUAGUGGCAUCACAUGGCCAAUACCCUUUUUCAGGUAUGAGAUGCCUUGUUUGGUCAUGGUCUUCUAAAAGUGGAGUAUUCCACAAAUUGACCUGUUUGCCACAUGGAAGAGCUUGGUCGUCUGCCUGCUUUGCUUUUUGUGGCAGGAAUGGAAGAGAGAGUGGUAUAUGUGUUCUAGAUCCCAUGGCACGAGAUUUGCUUAUGUGUUCCUGCCAUUCUCAUGGAUUUCAUGUGACAUCAUGGGAGUUCGAGGAAAAAAGCACAAAACUCACUCUUGUAAAUCCUUUAUGGCUGAGAAAAGUCUGCUUUCUGGCACCCAGGUUCCAGAACUGUACCCACAGUUGUGGCAGCAACUGACUUCACUGGGCUGUUUAAGACUACUUCCUCCGAUUGCUGGAUUUGUUUUCUGGGGACUUGGAGGUUAUUGAGACUGUUGGGAAACAUCACACUUAGCAAGCUCUGUCUUUAUUCAGGAGGGGUUCUGAUUUUGGGCAGAGUCAUAUUCUGUAUAUUCCCAGUUGGUUAGCUUACAGAUGAUUUUGACAUAUCUCGGACACCUCUGAUUUGGACCUCAGGUACUCCACAUUCAUAAUCUUUCACUUCUGCAUGUUAUGACUGUGCAUGGGGCAGGUUUGUGGUCCAGAAUUUACUGGCCAAUUACUUGUUUAAAAGGAGUAACUGCUGCAUCUCUGUUCUUCGCUGCUUGGGAUUUGCACUUUGCAGUUGGCAUGCUCGCAUAUCUCCAUUUGAGCUUGCUAGAUUAGCUAGAUUGAUGUUAGUUUCAUGUGCUGUCUCUUUUGGAGUUCACCUCUGUGCAUAGGAUGUUGGAGUUUCAUGGCCCAAAUGCAGUGAGCCUGAUUUGCCCUUUCAUAAGGAUAGAUAGUUUUGGAAUUGUUUCCGAGUCAAUAUGUUCUUCUCUCCAUUUUGCAGGGUAAGAAAUCAAGGAAGAGAAGAUUCUUCAUGUCCUGGAUAUUCUUUGUUAGCUUAGAUUUUAACAGAAAUGGGUGCGUGAUUUUUAGGAGGAGGUCUAGCUGUUCAUCUCAGCUGUGUUGCACCUUUGUAGUAAGGAAAGAUGGCCUGCAGCUAGCAGACUGCUUCCAAGUAGAUCGCCUUCUGCAUUAUCUUUUGGUAUCGGACAGUUAAACCCCACAUGAAUGUGGCCAUUGCAAACAUCUGCACUUCUGCUGCUUGUUCUGUGGUGCACAUCUUCUCCAAAUAUUAUUGCCUCGAUUGCAUCUCCAGGAGUUGGUGCUUUCUAAGUGAAACAGUACUUAGAGAAUCAGCUUUCGUAUCUGUAAGCUUUAUAUUCCUUUGGCUCCUUCCACCCAGAUGGUUUUUACUUGAGGUCCUCAGUAUAAGAUAUUAGAGAUGGAUCUGCUUUGGAAGCUCGAACUGUCAAAACUUCGAACUUCAUAUGGUCGAGACCAUACCACUGGAGUUUUGAAAGUUUGAAACUUCAAUUAAAAAAAAAUAAAACAUUUUUUUACAUUUAUGCAUGGGGGCAAGCCCCCCUAUACCCCCCACACUCCCUGCUAAUUAAAUAUACCAAACUCUGAGAUUGCACUACAGUGAAGAGAAUAGUAAAUAUCCCAUUCAGCCCUGUAUGGCGAUCUCCAUUUAGACCGUUAGACGUUUCAAAACUUCGAUCUUAUCGUCUCGACCAUAUGAAGUUCAAAGUUUUGAAAGUUCAGGCUUCCAAAGUAGACCCAUAAGAGAUACAUUCUUACAGUAUCAAUCAAAUGCUUAAGAGGUGCCUCCUUGAAGGGGCAAGAAGCACUCUCCCUCUACCCUCACCCUUCUUCAAUGAGUGCCGCUUCCACCAGCCUAGGUCCCUUUGACUCUGGCAUGUGUGUAGUUGAAUUUUACUUGUAUUAGAGUAGGAGUCUAAAUCCUUGCUGCUAUGUGUGGAUUUGCAAUAAGGUACAUAUUGGAGACAAGGUUCUAAAUCAUGGGGGGGGGGGUUGAGCCAUGUUCAUAUUAAUUUAUCUAGUGAGUUUUGUCAUGGGGUGCAUCAAAAUAGACAUGUGGACAUCCCCAAAUGUAGGAUCAGUCAAGGCUUUUCCCAGAAUGUGAUUGAUGAGGAAGGUUAAUUCAAAUGGAGACCCACUUGUGGAUCAAGUGAUAGAGUUAAAAACACAUCUGUAUUAUAGUUCAUCCAUUAUGUAGUAAUUAAUGGGCAACAUCAGGAUAGUAGACAUAUCCAGUUACACUUACAAAUGCAGCAGUUUCAUAAUAUGCACACCUUCAAUGGGGACUGGAUCAUUGAUGACACAGCAGAGAUCUUUUAAUAAUUUUGAAAACACUAAAGGUAGAAGCAUUUAUGAGUUAAAUAUGUUAUUCAGCCCAGCUACGGCACUAGCAGCUUUCCAAAGAUUUCCGAUGCUAAUACCUCGAAACUUAACCAUUACAUUUUUGAGUUCACUACUUGGUUUUACUCUCAUUCUUCAAUUGUACAUAACUGACCUAAAAGGGCAUUUCUGGCCAUUAUCCUCAUGACCUUAGAGUUCCAAAGAACAGUACUGGAUUUGAUUGGUUUUGAUAUAUACAGUAUAUUUAAAAAAUCGGCAAUUAAAAAGACUGCUGCUUAUAUUGGCCUCUGUGUGCCAAAAGUGUGCUAACACUUUCUUUAGUUAAGUACCUGUCUUUUAAUGUGUCUUUGCUUUUUGCUCAAACACAAACACACACGUAUUACUGAAAUACUCUCAAAAGUAAGGUCUGACCCGAUGAAGCAAAAACCAAGUUGACAUAUUUUAUUCUUACAUACAAAAAAGUGGAAUAAAAGUUGAAAAGUUAAGAAAAAAUGCCCCAAAUUGUGGGCUUAUUUGAUUAGUAACUGUUGCUUCUGUUAGGGAGAGACAUGUUUUAGAAGUUCCGCAGAGACAACUAAUCCCAGUUGCUUUUUUAACAAGAGUAACGUGUCCCUGUUUAGGUUGUGGCUUCACUUUUGGUAGUUGGCAUGGAUGAAAUGCCCGUGGUGAGGGUAAAGUGUUACUAGUGCCAUCGGCUGUGUUGCACCUGCAUUGGCUGCUCUGUCUGUGCCUCGGCUACUCCUGGCUUUUGAGACCCAUAAUCCAAAAAAAAAAAAAAAAAUAACAUGUUUUGCUAAAAAGAAGCUAUGUAUAUUGUUAUGUCUGUUGCUAUUUGCUCUUUGAAGUUCUACAAAUGUUUUAAACUUUUUGUCAAAAGUGAUAACACCUUAUUAAAAAACCUUUUUGUGGUUGUGAAAUUAGUUUAUAAAUCAUUCAAAUUGAAGUGAUGAAUAACAGGUCAUUAUUAAUGACGCGAUCUAUACUGCUGUUAAAAUAUAUGUAUUUUUGUAAAGAAAAACUUGUAGAUAUAUAAGCAUUCUGAUGUACCUGUGGAUAAUGUUUUGCAAAUCAAAAUGCUGCUUUGAAAAAUCACUUAUUUUUCAUGCAUCAUCACCUGAACUGCAUCCCUGCUACUUUGUGUUUAUUCUGUAUAGAUUUGUACGUUUCUUACAGCGGGGAUAAAUGCAUCGAAAGAAACAUUGUUUCCUUGUUCAGCUGACCUUAUGCAACCAAGAGUUGGAUUCCUUGGGGAUUUUUCUUUAUUCAAAGUUUGACUAAUUUGCCAGUGUUUGUGUGAAACGUUGUGACUUGAAAGUGCUGCUCAGAUCUCAAAUAAACUUUUAUGCUGGGCACAACAUAUUGCACUAGAUUGAAGAUGGAUGCUGCAUUGAUCAUAAUUUAAGCAAUGUUUCAACUUCCAAAUGAAACAGAAAAAAAGGGCCAAGUCCCAGUCCUUUCUUGGUUUACAGGUUAUAUGAGGUUAACAAUCUUUCUUUAAAAUAACUGGAUUGCACCAUCUAUGUACUGAACUUGAAUAGCAAUCAUGAGUAGGUGUAGAAAGACUGAUGUGUGGUGUUUUUUCAACCGUUAAGAGACUGUGGUGUGUUGAGAAGAGUAUGAUUCCUUAAGCAUACCAUAUUGCACUGACUGAACUGCACAUGGGGAAAUUACUUCCAGUUAUUGCCAAGAUAUAUCGUAAGAGAGCAGUUAUAAGGUAAACUCACCAUGCUUUAUAAUGAGCCCUUUCCUCUCUAUGAGGACUAGGAAAUGGAUACUUUAUUUUAGCUCUGCCUUAUUGGAAGAAGACAGCUUUGUAACACCUAGCUGCACUGAUUCAUUCAUUUCUUUACGCAUUUUCAAAUGGUUCUUGUACUGCUUUUGCAGAGCUCUUGAGCUAAUUACUUGAAUUGUGCUGAAGAAGUACUUUGUAAGCAUGGAUCGGCAUUUAUUUAAUUUUUUCCAUUAUCUAUUCAGAAAAGGCUUAUAGUGUUUGCUUUACUAACAAGUUGAGCUGUAGCUAUUAUCUGGCCUCAGAUCUCUUUGAAAAUUACAAGUGGCGACUUCAUAAAGAGUGUUAGUGGGGAAAGCAUGGGCCACUUUCUAGAAUGUGCAAAGAACUGAAAAUGUAGAAUGGGUCAACAGUGUUACUUGCAAAAUAUGUCGCCCUACUAAAACUUAUUUUAUUUUACCCUACUACCUAGAGCUAUUUAAGAGUUUACCCUAUAAAUAGAGAUUGCUUUUGUGUAGUUUGAGUGGCAGUCACAAAACCAGAUAGUUAAAAACAAAUAAAAAACAUUCAUCCGUUAUUGUCUACUACAAAAGUGGAAGUAAUUUAAGUGAAGAUAAUGCACAUUUUCCUUUGGCUGGAUUUGACUGAUUGGUAUUUACAAAAGACUGCUUUGUAUAUAAUCAGUGUAAGUUUGAUUUUCUUAGGUGCAAAGUGUGCAGUGUCUGAAAAGGCAGAAUAAUGCACCUGGGAAGGUUAUAACCCAGUCUGGUAUUUUAGAUGGCAAUGUACAAUUUCCAGUGGGGCAUAUACUGGCCAAGAUUCAGAGGAGAACAGGAUGCAUAAUGUCGCAGCACAGUACUGCAUGGAGUUUAGUGCAUCACGUGGUUCAGAGAUGGGAUGAAUAAUAGGGACUUUCUUAUAACUACAUGGGGCAGUAAUAGAUUGCAUGAAUUGCUGUGAAUUGACAUCUGCAGGUGUUGGGAUAAUAGCUUGCAGCCAAUUGAGUAGCCAAGCUGACCAACCUCUUGCCAUGUUGGAUGCAUAAAUGUUGCAUGGUCUGUAGCUAGGUCUUAGAAGUGGCAGCUAAAAGAACAAGCUUUUAGUUGUGCAGCCUGUAGUUAAGGUAGCAAGAUGGCAGCUGAGAUGACCGCACACAAACUGCACAUGGUUAAUACAGGUUAUAGGGAGCUAAACUAAUGCAGAAACAGAUAGAAGCUGAGGUAUUGACUGCGGAGUUGGGCACCAUUAUCAAGCAGAGGGACAGCACCACAUGAGCAGCCGAGCUCUGUAUAACUGCUGUGUACAAAGAACACAGAGCUGCAGAGGCUGGUGUUCAAAGUGAGGCAUUUUCUGUGGACAGUGCCCAUUCCAAGUAGUAUCAUGCAUUGCUGGUGUGAAUGAUCAUUACUUACUUUUGGCAUACUGUCCACUGGACAUGCACCGUGGUGUCUGGUCCCACCCCUCAGAAUGGCAUAACAAUUGCUUUAGAUAUCUGCUAUGCAUGCAUACCUAUGUGAAUUGAUUCCUGUCCUUCUCAUAACAUUGUACAUGCUUUAUUGAUUCACUUUUGUGGAUUUUUACAUGUCCACAGGGGUUGUUUUGGGUAGGUUACAUGGUAUGACCAUUGCAGGAUAACUGCAUCGUGCCACAAACAUCACACAAAAAUGAGGACGAGGGCAUCCACAAAAGCAUGAAACAUUCUGAUGGAAUGAACUGAUACAAGGAGAUCACCUAGGUGAUACAUGGCUCACCUAGGGUGCAAGUGUCCUAGUGCUGUGGCAGUAAUCCACUUAUUUAGUCAUGUUUCUGUCAAAAGGGUUGGCAGUAAGAAGUCUUGGGUGUAGCAACCACGAAUGGUAGCCACUGUAAAGGAGAGAAGAGCUUUCCACCAAAUCACAAUAAUCUUGUCUUUAGUUAUAUAAGUAAGGGAACUAUAAUUCCUUGCAUAAAAAUAUGGGUGCGACAGUGUCCUCAUCCACUGAGAGCACUUAUGAAUGUUUGAACUUGAAUGCCAUUUCCUUCAUUUGGAAUUUGUAUAAAACUGCAUUUGAUUUUUUUUUUUUUUUUGUUUUGAGUGGCCCAGAGCCCUUAGAUGGAUACUGAAACCUUUAGAUAAUACAGUUUGCUUACCUACUUACUUAUUUCUUGACUGGGCUAGUCCCAUUCAGCCAGUUUGUCAUGGUAAACCUAUGGCAGCAUUUUUACAGCUGGGGUCUCAUUUUGACAAAAUAGUAAAGGGGACUUAACCUUUUUCAGCAAAUGUCAUGGUCAUUUUUAAUAUUCACAUAUGCUACUUCCAUCUGAGGCAGAUGGUUUAGCAUCUAAUUCAAAGGAUGGCAGCAUUCCUUAAGUGCUGUCCUGUUGUGUAAUCUUUCUGUUAUAAGGAAGUGUGUCACUUGUUGGAGCACUGACCUUGACUACACAUGUACUUUCUGUUAUUAGUUCAUAGAUUCAUAGAUUAGUACUAAGUUAACUGCCCUUGUGAGCCAUUUUAAGCCUAGUCAAUUAUCCCUUGUGAGACUCAAACCCUGCACCUUGUGUUUGUAAGGCAAACACCUUAGCCAUUAGGCCACCCUCCCAACCCCUGGUCAUUUGCAGUGGUUUCCCUUACACACUCUCAUAUUGUGGCAUGUGCUCUGGUGGUUUGCAUUCAGACCACGACUGCUAGUUCUUCUUAGUUACCCAUUUCAGGCUGCAUUUUUGACCUCAUUGUGUGCGUGGGGUACAUCAAUAGCUCCGGGUGUUUGCCUUAAAUACCAGCUGGUGUAAAAUAACUACAUCUGGCUCGUGCACAUGUGUUGAUUGCACAGUAUACUUCAGGCCCACAAGCUGCACUCUGUAGUCUGUAUUUUUUCAGUUGUUCAAUGCCUGUCACAGUAAUUUUAUUCUCCGCUGUGCUGCUCCCCAAAACCUAUGUCUGUAUUGUACUUUUGCCAGAUUCUAUGGUUAGCGCUCCUGUACCCUGUGCUGCUUAUGUGCAGCGUUUGUCUGAAGCUGUCUGGGGCUGCACUUUUCGGCAGCUCAUACUUUUGAACCACUGUAGUAUAUCUCUUUAUUCUGUGCCUGCACUAAUGUGUUCUACAUUACCCAACACCCUUCUGAAUCCUGACCUGUGUAUGUCACCUGAAUGGCUUUGACUAAGACUAAAUUCACCUCUUAAAUAUUAGUGCAAUACAGAGUGAAAAGCAAAGGGGAUUGCUUGCUUGAACAGUUUUCUUUCUCUUAUUGUGCAGUUUUUGUUACUAUAAAUGCUAUCCAUGCCAGUAACUACUGUUGUAAGGUAUCAUUGGUCAGUAGUUGAUCUUAUUUAUUAAUAAGAAUAUCCAGAGAAAUACGCACAAUCAAAAGUUUCAAACUGUGGUGCAGUCCUGUUAUGACAGAGUGCCUUUAGCCCAUUAUGACUAAAAGUGAAAAUUCUGUUGUAAGCUAUAGAAUUUAUUCUUACAUUCUGUACAAUAAUUGCUAAUCCAUUUACUAAGUCUACUCUGUUCCUUACCAAAAGCAAUAAACAUGUGUUGUAAAAUAUAUUGUGCAGCCUAGAACUUUACUCUUGUUCGCGUAUUUUGUUUUCUAUGUAAUUUAUUUUUGUGCAAUAAAAAGUUGGGAAAAAUUA
Molecule: messenger RNA, 13671 nt
Organism: Protopterus annectens (West African lungfish)
Lineage: Eukaryota; Metazoa; Chordata; Ceratodontiformes; Protopteridae
Gene: PCGF5
Product: polycomb group ring finger 5
Exons: 10
Coding region: 565-1365 (266 amino acids)
Biological process (GO): regulation of transcription by RNA polymerase II
Cellular component (GO): PRC1 complex
Source: RefSeq, a predicted model, not a curated record